AUGACCCCAUAUCAGCGCAUAUUGGAAGAUUUACGAAAAGCUCAUCAAUCAGAAUACGCUGUUCCAUACCCAAAACCAUAUGAGGAUAAUAUGAAUUUUGAAGAAAAAUUCCGAUUAACUAAUGAAGCCGUAGAAAGAUCCAAGCGAAUUGGUGACCGAAUCUUGUGGCUAGUUAAUUUAUUCUAUUUAGGACAAUUAUUGGAACGUCAAUCUAAGGAUAAUAAGCAGCGAAGCUAUUAUCGGCAACAAUUAACUGAACAUUUCCGAAUUAUUGUUACCCGAAUGUUCUUUUUAUUCGAGUAUCUAGGAGUCGAGCAAAUUAUGCGCACAACCCAAAUCACGCCCACAAUGCUCCGAGAGAUUAGUCAAACCGAAUACCAAAGAUUGGUAACCAAAGCUCUUGAGAUUUUCAACGGAGUUGAAAACUGGGAGGGGAGUGAUGUUACGCAGUAA
Messenger RNA from Rhizophagus irregularis DAOM 181602=DAOM 197198, 453 nucleotides. The record is from RefSeq and is a predicted model, not a curated record. Lineage: Eukaryota; Fungi; Glomeromycota; Glomeromycetes; Glomerales; Glomeraceae.